Messenger RNA from Rotaria sp. Silwood1, 1851 nucleotides. The record is from the annotation of a GenBank genome assembly. NCBI's taxonomy places the organism in Eukaryota, Metazoa, Rotifera, Eurotatoria, Philodinida, Philodinidae.
AUGUAUAAUGUUCUUUUGAGAAAAACAAAAAUUUAUGAUAAUAUGAACUUGACGGCAAUGAUUUUCAAUGUCAAUAUGAAAAAUGAAGAAGUGGAACAACAAACUGAACUUAUGUACAAAGAUAAUACAAUAUGGACUGCCGUAUUCAAUGCAGAUAAGGAUGCAAUAAAUCGUUUGAUCGAUGCUGAUCUAAAUGUUAUAAUGUCAAGAGGUGCCGUCGGUGAUUGUCCCAUUCAUAUGUUAUUUCUAUGUGGAACAGAUAAACAUUUGAAAAUUGCUCGAAAUCUUAUUAGACGAUUUCCAACGAUCAUGACGCAAAUUUAUAAUAAACCAAAAUAUUAUGGUGAAAAUAUUCUUCAUAUUGCUAUUGUCAAACGUAAUCUAGAUAUGGUUAAAUGGUUACUUAGUGAUAUUCAUUCAGAAAGUAAUCGACAACAACUAUUAACAGCCACUGCUACUGGUGACUUCUUUAAAAUAGGUCAACCAACUUAUUAUGGUGAAACUCCAUUAGCAUUUGCAUGUUGUACUAAUCAAUGGAAUAUUGCUAAAAUUUUACUUCAACAUGGUGCUGAUAUGAAUGUAAAUAGAAUAGUUGAAAACUCAACAUUGGUAAAACAACCUGUAAAUUUAUGGAAUCGUUUAAAUAAUGAUAAUUUGACACCACUUACUCUAGCAGCUGAUAUAGGUCGAUCUGAAACAUUAUCAUGGUUACUUGAUGAACGUAAAAAAAUACAAUGGUCUUUUGGUAAUGUUUCAUGUUUAUUACAUCCUCUCGAUCAACUUGAUGUUGAUAUUCAAGAACAGAAUAAAAAACAUUCUCUAUGUGUACUUGAAAUAAUGAUAAAAAAUAAUGAUUCAAAAUUAGUAAAUCCAAUUAUAAUAUCAUUAAUCGACAAAAAAUGGAGUUAUUUUGCUUAUCGAAUACUUAUUCGACGAUUUUUCUUUACAUUUAUUUAUCUUCUCAUUUUUCUUGCUACAACAAUACUAGAACAAACACGAACAGAAAUGAUGAUAGAUAUAAAUAAUAAAACAAGAACAACUUAUAAUAAAGAUUCAAAUAUGCCUUGUCGAAUAGCUUAUAUAAUUGGAUAUAUAAUUGUAAUAUCAGGUGCUUUAUUCAAAGGUGCAUGUGAGAUAAAAGAUAUAUAUGAUCUGGGUUGGGAAAACUAUGUGCAUAGCACAGGACCAGUUUUUCUUGAACAUCUUUUAUCAUGUUCAUUUAGUUUAUGUAUUUUAAUUGUUCAAUUUCUUCGUCUAUUUAAAAUACCAUAUGAAAAUGUUAUUCAUGCUUUUGCUUGUUUUCUUGGAUGGCUUUAUAUGUUUUUUUUCAUAAUGCCAUUUGAAUUUACUGGACCAUUGGUCAUUAUGAUUUAUAAAAUUUUAUUUAAUGAUGUUCUUCGUUUUUGUAUUAUAUAUCUAAUUUUUCUUGCUGGUUUCUCACAAUCAUAUUUUGUUUUAUUUAAUAGAAAUGGUUUACAAGGUUAUUUGUUAAGUAUCAAACAAUGUUUUUUAGGUUUAAUAGAAGACUUUAAUUUAGAAUAUUUUAUUGAAGAACAACAUUUAUGUAUUGGUACUUUUUUAUUGGUAUUGUAUGUUGUAAUUAUUACUAUUCUUUUAUUAAAUUUACUAAUUGCUAUGAUGGAUGAUACAUAUACAGAUGUGAAAAGAAGUGCAACACAAUUAUGGCAUUUAGAACGAGCACGUAUUGUACUUGAUAUUGAAAGUGAGAUAUCAAUAUCUAAACGUCAAUCAUCUAUCAACAAAUAUUGGGUAGAUAUACGAGGUGAACGUUAUUUACAAGUCGAACAAGUGGACGAUGAUGUUUGUCUAUAUCGUAGAAACAAUAAUUAA